Molecule: messenger RNA, 696 nt
Organism: Sardina pilchardus (European sardine)
Lineage: Eukaryota; Metazoa; Chordata; Actinopteri; Clupeiformes; Clupeidae
Product: gamma-crystallin M3-like
Exons: 3
Coding region: 34-561 (175 amino acids)
Biological process (GO): lens development in camera-type eye; visual perception
Molecular function (GO): structural constituent of eye lens
Source: RefSeq, a predicted model, not a curated record
UGGAUUGAUACACAGGUCCAUAGCUCUUCAAUCAUGGGAAAGAUCAUCUUUUACGAGGAGAGGAACUUCCAGGGGCGCUCCUAUGAGUGCAUGAGCGACUGCCCUGACAUGUCCUCCUACCUCAGCCGCUGCCAGUCUUGCAGGGUGGAGAGUGGUUGCUUCAUGGUUUACGACCGUUCCAACUUCAUGGGUAACCAGUUCUUCAUGAGGAGGGGCGAGUACUCUGACUAUACUCGCAUGGGCAUGACUGAUUCCAUCCGUUCCUGUAGAAUGGUCCCCAUGCACAGAGGACAGUUCAGAAUGAAGAUCUACGAGAGGGAGAACUUCGGUGGUCAGAGUAUGGAGCUGAUGGACGACUGUGAUUCCAUCAUGGACCGUUACCGUAUGUCCGACUGCCAGUCCUGCAAUGUUAUGGAUGGCCACUGGCUCAUGUAUGAGCAGCCCCACUUCAGAGGCAGAAUGAUGUACAUGAGGCCUGGCGAGUACAGAAGCUUCAGGGAGAUGGGAAUGAGCAACAUGAGGUUCAUGAGCAUGAAGCGCAUCACUGACAUGUGUAUGUAGAUUGUCAUUCUGUAAGACAAACUCACCUCUUGAUUCACUGACAAACCAUUUAAUUGCAUUAUAAAUGAUUGUCUUUGGAUUUUUCAUAUAAAAGUAAAAUUCUCAAAUAAAGAAUUUAUUCAUUUGUAAUAACAA